AUGCCUGAUCAGUACAACCCACGCUGCAGCACUCCAUCCAAAGAUCAAGGAGUACUCGAUUACGACAAUGGAGCUACAACUGAUCACACGACGAUGGGAAAGACCAAAGAUUGGUCAUAUCCACCGGCGGGAAGCUACAAUCAUUCACUGCCAAUAGAUGGAAUACCUCAGCCCAGUAUCGGCUUUGUGCCACCAGAUUCAAUCGACGCGAUAACAGAACCUGGCUAUCCCGCAUACAACCAGCCCCUCACCCAGCCUGGAAGUUUGUAUCACGGUGGCACUUUAAACGUUUCUUCCAGCUGGAACCAGUGGCAAGGCAGUAUCAUCACCAACCCUGAAGUCCCGUAUGGGGCGCCCGUGGGUCAUUACCCAUCCCAGGUCAACCAACCGUUGGUCUCCCAGCAGCUGCAACAUGACCGGCCUGCCCAUACAGUAUCAUGGGCUAACACACAGGAAGGGAGCAGCCAUACCAUCGAUACAGAACAGACUGGCCAGCAAGUGCCGAGCAGCGGUCUGGGUUUCGACAAUCAGCCGCUUGUGACGGUUCCGGGUGCUCACAUGGCCUCCGCAUCUCAGGCUGGGGCCCCCCUGAUAGGAACGGCUUCGCGCAUACACCCAUUACUUCAUGGAGGUCAGACCUUUGCUCAAGCGCCAAUGGGGGGUGGUUACUAUCAGCAAUAUAACAUGGUCCCCGGGAUGGAGUUUGUACUUCCUGAUGGCCAAGCACAAUACACAAUGACCGGUAUUACUCCGUCGAUGCCGUACGGUAUCGCGGAUAUCUCGUGCCACUAUCAGGAGACAGGAACAUGGCCUGCACAGUUCUCCUCUCCAGCCUCGCUUUUUUCGCCUACUUUAUCCGGACAACUCACCUCGCCAUCGCAUCCAAACGAAAAAGUCCCCAUACCACGAUUGCUAAAUAAUCAUCCUUCGGAACAGAAAAUUACCAGACCUCCGAAGGCUGCUAAGUCGAAAGUUGGGGAUGCCAUCCAGCGGUCAAUCGCAAAACUAGGCGGCGCCCUUUUGGACGCUGACAUACCCGAAAAACAGAGUUGUGGAGGACGGCUUUUCGAAUGCAGCUCGGAUGCUUGGGAAUAUCGCAUGACCGAGUCUUUAGGCAAGGAGCAUAUCGAAUUGAUGGAGGUCUUUCUCAAAUACUGGCAACUACAAGACGAAUGGGACAUAUUGAUUCAAGGUUUUACGAAUCAAAAUGCUCUGAUCUCCAACUUAGCAGAUAAACGACACCUUUCCAGUAUUGCCGCUUUCAUCUCCUGGAUCCGUCACUGGAUAAGUUUGACGCAUUGCGAUGGACAGUGUCCGUACUUCAGACAAGUUUUAGCGCUCCUGGGAUCAAGCGCUCGGUCCUAUCGGAAGCCGCAUACUCAAUGGAUCAACAACAUCGAAGAAGCAACGGCUAAGCUUCGCGCUAUACCUCUUCAAGACUGGAACAUGCAGGACCAGCCUAAAUUGCGCGCAGAACUGUUUCGCUGUCUAGGCCAUCCCGAGCCAUAA
Messenger RNA from Filobasidium floriforme, 1509 nucleotides. RefSeq lists its product as uncharacterized. The record is from RefSeq and is a predicted model, not a curated record. The coding region runs from base 1 to 1509 and encodes 502 amino acids. NCBI's taxonomy places the organism in Eukaryota, Fungi, Basidiomycota, Tremellomycetes, Filobasidiales, Filobasidiaceae. The transcript is spliced from 5 exons.